Quercus robur (English oak) is the source of this 1341-nucleotide messenger RNA. Its product is annotated as putative F-box protein At5g55150. Bases 1 to 1341 code for a protein of 446 amino acids. The transcript has a single exon. Lineage: Eukaryota; Viridiplantae; Streptophyta; Magnoliopsida; Fagales; Fagaceae. The record is from RefSeq and is a predicted model, not a curated record. Gene Ontology annotation, molecular function: protein binding.
AUGUCAAAGUGGGCUGAUCUUCCUGGUGAUGUCUUCUUCCAAAUAAUGUGUCGACUAUUUUCAGAUGAUAUCAUCAUCUCCAGUGCUGUGUGCAAGUCAUGGCACUCACUCCUUAAUUCAGUGGGGAAACUCCCAUUACCUCCUAGUUGUCCUUGGCUUAUGCUUGCAGAGGAAAGCGAACAAAGUGAUAAAAUCAAUGACGAAGAAAGUAGGACGCGUGACUUCUUCAACUUACGAAAUGAUAAAGUUCACAAUUUCAAGCUGCCUGAGGUUGCUGGAAGACGAUGCUUUGGAGCAUCUUUUGGAUGGUUGCUCACUAUAGGAACCGAUUUACAGAUCAACCUGUUGCAUCCGUUCUCUAAAUACCUAUUAUGUCUUCCACCCGUAGCUACCUUUCGCUGUCAGUAUGAAUUCAAAGUCACGCCUGAACGUCUUCGUAGAAUGUUUCUUAAAAAGGUUGUUUUGUCAAGGAGUCCUUGGAACCCAGCAACUCGUGAAUGCGAUUGUGAUUGCGUAGUCAUGGUAAUCUAUGGUGAAUAUCAGCAAUUGGCCUUCACUAGACCAGGAUAUAAAGCUUGGGUGGAUAUAACAAAUACUCGAAAACGCUAUGCUGACAUUGCAUUCUACAAGGGUAAGUUUUAUGCUGUACAUUUCGAUGGUACACUUGUUGUUUGUCGCAUUGAUGAUAACAAAAAGCUCAAGGCUAAAGUUGUUGCGCCUCCUCCAGAAGAAAUCAAUUUGAAAAUCCAAAUUCAUAUCCAAAAGUAUAUUGUUGAAUCAUCAGGAGACCUUUUGUUUGUUACACGCUUUCGGGGAGGUCAAUUUUAUUCUAGGUUAAAUGACUUUUCUUAUGAAGAGGACUCCGACUCAGACUCUGAUUACAGUGAAAGUGAAUCCAGUGAUGAAGACUCUGAAGAUGAUUUUGAGAAUGAGGACUCUGAGAAUGCAGUUGAGGAUGAGGACUCUAAAGAUGAAUCUGAUGAAGAAGGACUUGCUAAAAAUGAUAACCCUUAUGUGACAAUUGGGUUCACAGUUCAAAAAUUAAAAAGAUGUACUCAAGAGGGAAGUAUAUUUAAAUACAAAUGGGUGAAGGUUGAUAGCUUGGGUGAUCAAGCAUUGUUUGUGGGUAACAGUUCAUCAUUGUCAUUGACUGCAUCGAGCCUCAAUGGAAUCAAACCUAAUUGUAUCUAUUUUACUGAUGACGAUUUAACCCAUUUUAAUUGUACCCGUAAUGGUGGAGGGUUUGACAUGGGCGUGUACAGAAUGGAAGAUGCCAGUUUUAUGCCACAUUACUCGGGCCAAUCCCUUUCCUUCUUUUGUUCCCCACUUUGGUACAUGUGA